Messenger RNA from Salvelinus sp. IW2-2015, 2789 nucleotides. Lineage: Eukaryota; Metazoa; Chordata; Actinopteri; Salmoniformes; Salmonidae. The record is from RefSeq and is a predicted model, not a curated record.
UGUGUGGUCCAUCGAUCUGACUCCACUUCAUCCUCCUCUUCCUCUGCAGAGUCAGGAAACCAGCUGGUGGCUCAGGAGGCGGUGAGGAAGCAGUCUACUCUCCGCCGGCCACCUGCCCCGGCCCGCACAGGAACAGGGGAGCAGCUUUCCACCAAUUGCCUCAACUGUAGUCGAAUCACAGCCCUGACAGAUAGACUCAGCUCACUGGAGGCAAAGGUCCAGGUGCUGUCCUCUCCCGCCUCCGCUUCUCACCGCCACCUACAGGGUAAAGGAGGAUUGGCACGGGAAUCUUCCUCACAGAUGGUGGAUCCACAAACCAAAGGAGCCCCUGGCGAGCAGGGACUCAUAGGUCCACAGGGUGAAAGAGGCAGAGACGGUACCUCUGGACGAGAUGGGAAGCCAGGGUCUCAGGGACUGCCGGGACCCAGGGGCGAGGCUGGGGUGAGGGGCCCCUCGGGGACCCCAGGACCAGUGGGACCCAAAGGUCUACCAGGUCUCCCAGGAGAGAGGGGUCUACUUGGGCUACCUGGACCUCCAGGACCCCCUGGACCCCCAGCCACUGCCAGUGCCCACAUCCCAGAGCCAGACCGGGGUCAGGGCAAGCUGCUCCUCUCCAACACCUUCCCUGACCCACGAGGGGCUCCUGUCCAGGGCCCCCAAGGCCCUGCUGGACCUGCUGGUCCCCCAGGCCCCAAAGGCCCCAUGGGACCCCCUGGCCCAGCAGGACAGAACGGGAAGUCGGGGACCCCUGGGAUACACGGCCCGGUGGGGCCAAAAGGAGAACGUGGGGAGAGAGGUCCUCUGGGAUAUCCAGGAGAGAGAGGAUUCAUAGGAGAUCCGGGAGUACCAGGAGUCAAGGGAGAACCAGGAGAGAAAGGUCUGCCGAACAAUCUAAAUGACAUUAGUUUGAAGAUGUUCCAAGACUUGCAGGCAGACCUGGAGCUUCUGGCUCGCAGGGUGACACUGCUGGAGGCUAUCAUCUGGCCAGAGCCUGAUCUAGGGUCUGGAGAUGGUUCGUUCGGCACUGCGUCCCCAGGCGGUUUCUACAGGAAUAAGCGGGCAGGAGCCCUACCCUAUUGGCUUGUCUCCCCUCCUCUGUCCUCGGACACCAAGGUUCAGGGGAAGUAGCCUCCCUCCUGCAUCUCUGAGGAUCACGGGGUCUAACCACCCCUCCCUUAGGUCUCUCUGGCACUCUACUGAUCCAGACCUUAUCUGAUACCCUCUGUCGGCUGUACCAUCAGAUGAAAGGUGGGGGACACCUCAGGGAAGCUCCACUGGUGUUCCGGAGUCUGCCCACCUCCAUUGGGAACCAGUACCACCCCCCUCUACCCCAACACACACCUCCCCAUAGACCCAUGGCUCCYCCUGUGUCCCGUCCUUGUGUCUACAGCUAGGAAAUAUUUUAGCCUCGGAAAACAUGCAAAGAUUCUUGUAAGAUAAAAGGAAACCCAAUAUUAAAGGAAAAUUACCACCCAAAAACUAUAUUUUGGUAUUUGUUUCAUUAGUCCAUUGUUGACAUAGUCCCAAAUGUUUUGCUUGUCAGCAAUCAAGUUUUCAAGAUAUGUAACUUUCAAAAUACAGAAAUCAUCCCUGUAUGAUGCAUUUAGCAUCAUAUKAUAAUUUUUGCAGGGAGUUUUCCUUGAAAUGUUUAAUGGUGCUCAUUCAACUGAAAACAAUUCUGGACUAUAAGGGUCAUUGCAGUAUAGUAUAAAUGAGGGUCAAUUAAAGGAGAAAUCAAGUGUGAAAGAAAAGAGACUGUCUCUGAGAAUUUGUUUGGCCCUUAUCAAUGUCGGGAAUCUCAGAGGUUUACUUAUUUAAAUGUAUUUAACAUGUACAGACUGCAAGACACACAUGUACACAAACAAACCUCUUCCCCUUAUAUUCCUUUUGGUUCUAUAAUAUUGUUUUAAUCCUUGUUAUUAAGUGCACUAUAAAGAUGAAGAAUUACACACCGUUCCCAUUGAGGUAUCAGUUAAUAGUGACAUGUUAUGAAAAGUCAAGCAUAUCUGUGUGUGUGUCUUGGUGUCUGAUAUCCCCCCCUUUAAAUCAAACACACAAGGGAUGUAACUUUAUUUAUUUUAUUCACAUUCUAGUUGAGAUUUAUGUUGUUGCACAUCAAUUCAGUUCUGUGCUACCCUUUUCUGCACUUUCUACAUUUUUAGACGGUAUUUUCUCAACAACGGUGCCGAAAUACAUUACUCAAAUCCUUAUAGCAAAGUAUGUUCUACAAAGUUCUGAUUUGUGAUCAAAUUCCUGCAUUUCUUUCGAACCCCCCAAGCUGCAGCUCCUGGAUAAACUAUCAGUAGUAAGACAUGUCACAUUUCUUUUAAAGCCACAAGCUAAAGCAAUGUCAUCUCUAAGAAACCCUUUCUCCUACAGCAACUUCCAUCCUAAGCACACACCACACAGUAGGAGUAGAGGACUUGUUGAUGGAACUUGAAUACAUUUUUGCGUAACUUUGUACCACCAUUUCAUUCUUUAGAUUUGACAUUUUAGUAAUUUAGCAGACGCUCUUAUCCACAGCGACUUUCAGUAGUGAGUGCAUACGUUUUUCAUACUUCCUUCGUAUAUUUCGACUGAUUUAUCUGUCACAGUGAAGAAAAACGCUUCUUUGAUCAAAUGUGUUUCUUUAUCUUAAAAAAAUAUAUCAAUAGCAGUUUCUUGUUUUGUAUGUAACGUCAUAUGUAUUUUCCAUUUUGGGCCUAUUUCAAAUUGCUUGCUAAUGUGUUAUUGUGCAAAAAAAUCUUGUAGAUGGUUGGUAUAAUAAAUAAUUGUUUUGUGUUUUUUAA